AUGUCUACCUCGUGUGGUUCGAUGCCGAGCGCCGCAGAGUCUGAGCUACCUGCAGAUGUGUAUUUGAAUCGAUUCAAUGUCGAUUUUUACUUAGAGGAUGCUCUUGGGCGCCUAGAGGAUUUCGUGUCCACCAUGCGGCAGCAACAGAAUCAAGGUGCAACUGCUUCCUCGUCAAGUUCAUCAGCAGGCACUGGUGCAAACGCGAGUGGAAGUGGAACGGGGUCGAGUGCAGCUGGUGGAGGGAGUGCGACUAAUGAUGGAGAAGGGAAUGCCAAUGCGUCUUCUGGCGAUGCGCCUGCUGGGGGUCAAACGCCUAGUGGAACAAAUGCAGCAUCUUCAGCUUCUGGUGACCAAAGUGCAAAUGCUGCCGCAGGGUCGACGAACGUGGAUCCUCGUCAGUCGUUACAAGAACAACUGCGCUUUCUUGGGAAUUACUUUUUCGGUGUGCUCGACGGACAGCAUGUGACCUGUGAGAGCAGAAGUUUUGCGUAUGUGAGCGCGACGCCGUGGAAUAGACGCGCAUUCGUGACACGGGCUCAAACACAAUUGUUUGUGCGUCUUCGCGCUGCUCCCGCAGUGGCAAGUUUAGGAGUCGUGGACGAACCGGAGGAACCGACGGAAGAUCAUGCUCAAUGCGACGUGGGUGAUGAGGGGGAACACCAAGUUACGGCAGGCGAGGCUACAGAAGAAGGCAAUGGUAACGCCACAACAGCGGGAUCUUCAUCAUCCAGUUCAGUCGCUGAAAAAGAAAAUGAGAGUGUACCGUCGCCAGAGCUGAAGAAAGAUUUUAGUUGCACGCUUGCGGAUUUUCAUGCACUGUUGCAGACGAUCUGCUUAGACUAUCCACUCACUGGCGCAUGGCGCGAUGUUUUGGAGCUUUUGCUUGAACCGCUCUCGGCCUCUCGGAUUUCGACAGUUCCUGCUCUUGCGCAAGAAAAAUUCAGUACUUCCAUAGAGUGUUUGACGAAAAAGGUUUUAAUGUUCACUCACAUUAUGGCUACCCAAAAUGCCUGUCUUUAGACAAAGAUGAAAGAGAAAGUCACAAUAGUUCUCAUGAUAGAUACUUGCUCCUAGAUACGGACAUUCCGCCGAAAGAGGUGCCGAGCAAAGGAGCAGCGCAGGAGGCGUGGAAGCAGGCUGGUGGUCCAGAGGAUAACCCACCUCAAGGCGCCGGCGUUGCAGGAGAUAACAUUCCUGUGCGUCGAUACUCCAUGGCGCAGCUAGAGAAUGCGUGGGCAUUUUACUUUGUGUACAGCGAUUUUGUAGACGAGCUCCGAGUUGCUUACCGAACCACGCACGUAUUGAGGCGGGCGAAGCUGCUGGGCAUGAUUCAGAGUUGUCGCGCGCGGAGUGGGGAAGCGUGGCUGGACUACAUACAAAUUGAGAAAGUUUUCGAAAAAUGGGUGGGUGACAUCAAGCCAGCUGGCAGUACGACUUACUCCUAUUCACUUUCUUCUUCUAUGUAUGCAGAGCGUUUGAUUCUGGAUUAGGCUCCUUUUAUUCGAUUUUGGAUUAUCCUUACAAUUUAGUCGUUUGUUAUGUUCCAACUUACAACUGGUUACUUUUUAGACGUCUACAAUUUGUUGUGCAAUCAGUUCGUUAACAUAAUCGAUGCCGCGGAUUUCAAUCAGGUGAGCGUGCGAGUCGAUGGGCGCGUAACGCUCUGGACCGAGAGGACGAAGCAGCGUACUCUUUUAAGGAGCUCUUUGCACGGCUGGCUGCAGAUAUCGGUCCCCAUAGCGGGAUGGACGAUAGCUUUCGAGGACUUGAGGAGAGAAAUGCGGCUAAUGCGCUUCGUCAAAGAUUGUCGUGGACUGCACAGCAUGAAGACGAGGAGCGAAGACGGCGCUCGCGGGAGAAAAAGAUGUCGAACUCACGCAAGCGACGAAACCGAAGGAACUAA
This is a messenger RNA of Amoebophrya sp. A25, 1903 nucleotides long. NCBI's taxonomy places the organism in Eukaryota, Dinophyceae, Syndiniales, Amoebophryaceae. The record is from the annotation of a GenBank genome assembly.